Molecule: messenger RNA, 5498 nt
Organism: Pecten maximus
Lineage: Eukaryota; Metazoa; Mollusca; Bivalvia; Pectinida; Pectinidae
Product: 1-acyl-sn-glycerol-3-phosphate acyltransferase alpha-like
Exons: 6
Coding region: 87-935 (282 amino acids)
Biological process (GO): phosphatidic acid biosynthetic process
Cellular component (GO): endoplasmic reticulum; membrane
Molecular function (GO): 1-acylglycerol-3-phosphate O-acyltransferase activity
Source: RefSeq, a predicted model, not a curated record
UAGCAACAUCCGGUUGGAGUUCGAGAAUAAAGUUAGUUUGCGUCAACGUUAGUAAGCUGUGAUGACAGACUACUGUUAACAUUAACAUGGCGGUGGAGUGGUUUCAAUGGACAAUAAUUUUAUUUUUGCUGCUGUUACCAGUGUUAUACGAAUUGAAUAAUACGUUUAAAUAUUAUGCCAAGUUCGCAUUAUACUUCAUCCUCAACAUGAUAAUUUCUGGCUUGAUUGCUAUUUUCCUCAUCCCACGCGUAAUCAUGGGAGCAAGAAACCCGGAAAAUUACAAAUAUCCAGCGUUUGUUGUCAACCUUGAAAGGAGGCUGUUUGGAUUGUCUAUAGAUGUACGAGGACGUGAGAAUCUGGAGGCAGAAUCACCGUGCAUCAUAGUUAUUAAUCAUCAAAGUUCACUAGAUCUGUUUGGUUUGAUGGAGAUAUGGCCUAAACGUUGCUCUGUCUUGGCCAAGAAGUCGUUGAUGUACAUGGGACCCCUUGGACUGUUAAUGUGGUUGCUGGGAGCUGUAUUUGUUGAUCGAGUCAACCACAGCAAAGCAGUCUCCACACUUUCUGAAGCAAGCAAACAUAUCAAGAAAGAAAAGAUUUCAAUUAUAAUAUUCCCUGAAGGUACAAGAAACCAUGAGCCAACUAUGUUACCAUUUAAAAAGGGAGCAUUUCAUCUAGCAGUGUUAUCUCAGAUACCUGUUGUACCUGUUGUUUUUUCGUCUUAUUCUGAUUUUUACAACAAGAAGGAGAAGAAUUUUUCUGCAGGUAAAUUCAUUAUUACUUGUCUUCCACCGAUUUCAACUGAAGGAAAGAAGCUUGAUGAAGUUUCAGAGAUGGCUGAAAGUGUUCGGGAACAAAUGAUGGAGGUGUUCAACCAAACGUCUUCAGAAGGCAACCAGACAAAAAGCACCCAGGCAAAACUAGUCAAUAAUCAAUGAGAUAAAACUGUAAAGAACAUUUUUAUCUAUACAAACUACAUGAAAUGUUCAUAAAUAUGCCCACAUCUUUCCCAGGACAAUGGCUGAAGAGUGAGUUGUCUAGAUGCAAAGAUAUAUAUAGGAAAAGGUCCAAAUUGUAUUUAUCCUAAAACAAGCCCCCUCCCCUAAUGUAAUUUUUAUGUAUUAAAAGUUUGGGUAGGGCUUAUUUGUGAACCACCAAUAGCUUACUACUUUCAAGUAAAUGAUUCUGCAUAAUGAAGAAGGGGCUUAUUUGUGUGCUAGGGCUUAUUUUCAGAUAAAAAUGGUACCAGGUAUGUAGUUUUCUGCCUGUCAUGUUAUGAUUCCGCCUUUUAUCUUGCCAUUGAGUAAAUAAUAUUUCUCAUUUUAUAUUUUAUUUACAUGAAAUUGCAAGGAACAUUGAUAAUUACCAAUGAUGAUAAUCAUAAAUUAAUGUAGUGUUGAAAUAAAAAGUUCUACAGUACAUCAUCAUUUACGUAUAAAUCUAAGGGAGUAGUAGCUUGCUACUGCGUAUAUUUAUUCAGGAACUCUUUCACAAAGAAUAUUAGAGAGAUAUCAUAUCACACUCGAUGCACUGCCUGCUUAUUAGUAGUAGAAUCAGAAUUAACUUGUUCAGUAUUUUUGAAAAUUAAACAUUAUACAAUUAUUAACCUUAGAAAUGUGAUAUUUACGUACAUGAUAAUCAAAGGGUUAAUGAAUAUCUAUAUUAACCAAGGGAAAGAUGAUGAUUAUGUUUUCAGAACAUUAUCCUUACCUCUAGUACCAUGCUUGUGUUGCCUUAACAUUGUGUCACAAACAAUAGUCUGAUGCCUCAAAGGUAAUAUUAACUGCACAUGAGGUCAGUAUACCAAAAUAUUAACCUGACAUGUGAUGGCUCUCAAAUGUGAAUUUGCACUUUAUUGACAUAUCAAGAAUGAAACAGAAUAUAGCACUUGUUUGACACACAGCUGGCCACCAACCCCAAAGUUUUUGUAAAGAACUGACAGUUGAAUUCUAAUACACUAGAUUAUCUCCCCCUAGUGUCUUGAGUUGCAAACCUCGUCCACAUAUGCUAUAGACCAAAAUUAUGAAGCUCAUUUAUAUUUAUAGUUUUAAUAUUCUUGAGACAGGGGCUAGUCUACUGUGGCUAUAUAUAGUACAUUCUGUGACAGGGGCUAGUCUACUGUGGCUAUAUAUAGUACAUUCUGAGACAGGGGCUAGUCUACUGUGGCUAUAUAUAGUACAUUCUGUGACAGGGGCUAGUCUACUGUGGCUAUAUAUAGUACAUUCUGUGCCAUAAAUGCUAAUAGCUUCAGACACAGAAUUGAUAUCAUUAGAAACAAUUCCUUGUAUAUGAAGUUAUUAUUUCUAAUUAAUUAGCUCGCCCGUCCCUAAUUUAAACCAUAGUUAUUAACAUCUGUCUGUCAUUGUUAACUUAUUGUCUGUUGAAUGUCUUUAUCAUAGUAGGAUGUUUAUUCUAAGUUAGUCAAGACAUAGUCCCGAGAUCAUCAUCAUAUCGGCACAGAAAUCCUUGUGAUUCUCUCUCCAAAACCAUGGUUACAGUUGAUAUGCACCAAGAUGCAAAUACACUUAUGCUACCAAGAUUAACCCUGGGUUCUAGGAGGUUUUCAUUGUGUGCAAUAUUACUAAUUUUAAGGGGAAGAUUUUUCCAUGAUUGAUUAUGUAUUCAGGUGAUUGAUGCAGGCCUUUUUUGCCUGUCGCUUAUCCUUAGUUUGUACAGUUGUGCCAUCAAUUCAUUGUAUUUUUUGCCUUUAUGAUAUGUACAAUCAUCAUUAGACCACAAUAUAAACCUUGUGUUGGGAAUACAAUAUGGCUAUGUCAUAUUUCUGUGGUCAGAAAGUAUGACUUUAGAAUGAAGUAAGUUAUUACGAUUUUGUAGCAUUAUGACACGACGUUGAUAAUGGUCAGAAAAGAGCAUCUACAUGGUCAAGCGAGUUUCCCUAUGUCUUUCUCCUACUGGGGCCCAGUUUUAUGUGGUCCAACAUUCCAGUUAAGUAAUAAUGGAAAAUAUCUGCAACAGUUUGACUUUUAUCUGACAGAUUUAUUUGACUUUUAAUUGAUGGUAAUUCCCUCGUUGUUAUUAAAGAUAAGUGAUAAUUAUCUGUUGAGUGUGACAGUCGUUAAACCUUACAUAGCUUUUUAUAAUAAGGUUGGUAGGAUCUGUGAUAAAAUACAUAGAAAUGGUUGAAUUGCCAUGGGACCAAUCAGCAUGAAUUACACUUUUUGCAAGAAAUGUUUCUAUACAAUACCACCUUUAUGCAGUUUGGAAUGACUUCAGUCAUUAAUUGAUUGACAAUCUAAUUUUUAGUGCAGUUGCACUUUUUAGAAGUUUUUGUAGUGGAAGGAUAGAUAAUUUGUGAUAAAUAUUCUACUUCAAAGAAAGUGAUGGCAGUUUAUGUUACAAAAAUAACAUGCAUGCUUAUGUAUUUAAUAUUUCUGAGUCUGUUAGAAGCUUAGGCUUUGCUAGAACAAUGUAUGAAAGAGUACAUCAUGCAGUAUUUAUUAUGAAUGUACUCAAAAAUUAUGCAGUUUUUCUUGAUAAUAUUAUUGUUUGUAUUCAAAAAUUAGUUUUCAAUAAUUUUCAGAACAACUUGGAAAUAAAAAUUACUAUGUUCAGUUCAUAAUUUCUAAAUUUUCAAAAAAUUACCAUAAAUGGAGUUCUAAAAAUAGCUCUAGUAUAAUGACUAGAAGAUAAUCACACCUAUUUCCAACUAAUUUGUACCUGCUUUUAACCAACAUUUAUCAUCGUUCACACUAUUUGUGAUUUUGAUCAAUAAGGAAAGGUUGUAGAUGAAAAUGAUUACUUUAUAUAUCAAGGCAAGGUAAAAAUUUGAGAACCCUUGGAUUUAAAAUGUACAAGGUGCUAAUGGUUAGCUUACAAUUGUUAAGAUGGGAUUUUGAAUGUCAGUUUUAUAAUGCAUCUGAGUAAUAAGAAAUCUAUUCUUAUGAAAUAAGAGAGCCAGUGGAAACUAAUUUUGUAAUGAUUGUAUUGAUCAAAUAAUAAUUGAGUGACAUUUCAGGUUUUUUUUAGAGACAAUCAAUGGGGGAUCAUGAUGGCUGAUUUAUACUACAUGUAUAUCAGUGUCCUGGAAAAUAAUUUUUUCACAAUAUUGCAAAUCCUCUAAUGUGUGAGCAAACACAAAAAUCUUAAAUUAGUUUAUAUUUCACAUAGAUCAUAGCAGCUUGAUAAAUCAUUUUCUUACUGGAUUUUUUAAUUCAAUUUUGUUAUACCUGUUUUCUAUGAUACAUGUUAUAAUGUAUAACGUUGUACAUAUUUUAUAUGUAUUAUAAACAUUUGGAUUUCAAAAAAUUUUGUUAAAACAUAAUAAAAUUGUUCUUUUCUAAACAUGCAUUUAUUGAUACAUGUAUGAUUUUAUAACGUGUUUUGAGAACAUUUUGUGUUUUGAUACAUAUUACAUUGUAGUGUAGUAAAAAAAAAAUGGACAUCAAUCCAUGCUUGCUAGUCAUGACCUGUAUUACCAAGGUAACCAAUAACCAUAUAUACAUACAAGGUGAAUAUCAUCAUAAGAGUUUGUGACACGACAGUUUUCAAAGAAUCUUGCCAAUGAUCACUCUCAGGUAAAACACUGUGUAUUUGUUUGAACUGAAGUUUGAAAAAUAAUUUGAAAUUUAGUCUCAGCAAAUACUCUUUUGCUUUAAAGUUAUAAAUAGAGCAUUGUCCUAAUCACUGUUGACCAGGAUGGAGUACAAACUGAGAUGCAGGAUCCUGACAUGUAAUCUGAUCAUUGUUUCAUUUUAUUAAAAACAACAUUUAUUAAAAAAGAACAAAUUCCAUAUCAUCUCUUUUGUAACAAGAUGUGUCUUGGUUUUCACAAUCUUAAAAUAUGGAUGCAACUGCUUUAAUUGUAACUAUUUAACCAUUAUACAUUUGUCAACUGAAGGCCGUUGUUUCGACAACAUUCUUUAACUUAAAUUUUUCCUUAAAUUCUAUAAAAAUCCAAUUGAAAGUUUUAAGUUAAGGAAUAUUGCCAGAACUGGGGCAUGAUUGGAUGUUUAUUGGACCUUAGUGUCAACAAAAGAUAUCUGAAAGAAUCCAACAAUUUGAUAAUAGUUUAUUAACAUGUGGCUUGUGACAUCGGUAGAAUAUGUAUUUACAAAUGUAUUAUUUAUAUCUCUUUUAACAGACCUUAACUGUACUAGUCAAAAGAACAUUAGAACUAUAUGUAACAGAAGCCAUCCUGGUAAUAGUUCUUUUUCUGAAGUUUAAUUGAUAAGGAUACAGAGUAGUAAUCAGAAAGUUACAUUCCUAUAUAUUUACCUCAAUACCCAAAUAUAACUCUGCCUUCAGGUGACUGUAUCAGCAUUCCUAAACUUUAUUUUAUACAACAAAUCAUUUUUAAAUAAAUGAAAUGCUUUUUAGCUGACCAUCUGAUGAUGGUGGGCUAUUCAAAUCGCCCUGUGUCCGUGGUCUGUCAUCCGAUAACAAUUCUUGUUAUUGCUAUUUCUCAGAAAGUACUGAAGGGAUCUUUCUGAAAUUUCAUAUGUAGGUUGUCUUGGUCCAUAGUUAUGCAUAUUUCAUUUUGG